AGCUGCUUGCCGAUCGAGCGCUCUCUCGCGGGGCUCCACUGGCGUCGCUGCCGCUGCUCAGUCGACUUGGGGCCUGGCCACAAAAACAACACCACAGUUUUUCAAAAUUAGUUCUAGUGAGUCUGUGAAAGUGUGAGCGACUGCGACUAUCGGACGACGCGCGAUCAAUUGGCAAACAACCGCAAGCGGAUCCACUGGUCACUCGCCGCCGAGAACUUGCCGAAUAUAAAUCGGAGCAGAGCAGAUACCACCGAUCCAGAUCCCAAUCCAGAUCCAGAUCCCAAGAGCAUCCCCAAACUUUGCAACAACAACAGCAACAUCACGUGCAACAUGUCGCAUCAGUGCAGCUGCGGUCGCGACCUCAACAACAACUACGUCUCCUACACGAACGCCUACGCCAACGCAAACACGGGCCUGGACAGGGAGGCGGCAGCCAACAGCGGCGGCGGUGGGAAGUCCGCUGGUCCACCCCGCACCCAGCUGACGGCCAAGGUGAUGUUCGGCACGGUGGGCGCCAUCAAGGAGCUGCGCGACAAGGAGCAGCAGCAGCAGAGGCACGCGGCAGCGGCGCGAGCAGGCGAGCGACGCAACUGAUGACCACCACGGACGUUUCCUUCGGGGGAGGAGGGCGACGUGCGAUGAGGAGUGAGAAGCGGGGGCGGGACGAACGGCCAAUGGAGUCCGGUCGAGUGCUGUGCUGUGGGUUGUGUCGGGGGAUCUCUGGCUGAUCGGAAGGAUCAUCGAAGGAUCAUCAUCAUCGGAAGGAUUCCAGUUGGGAUAAUUUGAAUGUGUUUGAGCUUUGAUCGGAAGGACUAAAGUGAUUUGAAAGACCCGCUGGAUUCGAAAUUUGAUAACUUCAAUCCAUCGAGAAAGUUAGUUAAUUCGAAUGGUCGAUUAUUCGAAUGAUUGAAAAAAAGUCAGUUGAUUCGAAAUUGGAUUAUUUGAGUGAUUCAACUGAAUCGUUUAUUCGAAUUUUAAGUGAAAUUAUUUGAGUAAUUUGAUUAAUUCAGUUGAUUUGGAAUUGAAUGAUUUUAAAUAUUUGUUUUAAAAUUUUGAACAAUGUUUGAGUGAUUUGAUUUGUUUAGUGAUUCAAAUGAUUCGAAUCGAUUUACUGAAGUAAUUCGGAUUAAUCAAAAGAUAAAUUCAAAUAGUAUAGAUAAUUCAGGAACAUUCAAGUGCAGUUAGUCGGAUAAUUCAAAGGAUUCAGAUGAUUUUAGUGAUUCAAACUCCAUUCGAAUCGAGUUAGCGUCGGUCCUGGUCCCUGGAUCACUCGAUCACUGGCUGCUGGGAUCACGUUAGAGGCUUCAAAGUGUUUGCAGGGGGCAGGGCAAUCUGAGUAAUUUGGUGGCCAGCCAUCAAGAACGACAUUCCUUCUCAACAAACUAUCCAAAAAAGAAAACAUCACAUAUUUAUAGAAACCCUUUUUUUAUCUGCCACAACACUAUAUCUAUGAAAUCUGUCUAUAUAUAUUUUCCGUGCUCCUGUUCCUUCCUCAGCUUUUAAUUUCUAAUCUUUCGCGUAAUUCGAAUUAUAUUCGAUGUAAAUUGUUUAUCACAUACAUAUAUUUAUAUAUACUACAUAGUGCAAUACUUUAGCUAUACAAAACACACUCAAACACACACCCAACACACGCCUAGCUUUAAGUUUGUUUUAUUUUGUAAGCGCGCACACACACACAUACUCAUUUUACAAUGUUGUUUAAUUUUGUUUUGUUGUUUACGAGCUCUGGCAUUUUGGGCUGCGAGUCUGGAGACUUCCAGGUGCUGCUGCAGCUCGGAAUGCAAGGCACGUAACUUACACACACACACACACCAACCAUAUACAUAUAACUCUACACACAUAUGCGUAAUCAUUAAAACCUAUACAAACUGUUAUUAUUUGUAAUAAUCAUAUUGUAUAUGCUGGAUGAAAAUAUGAACAAAGCCAGAAACAGAAACGAAAAACAAAAACUAAAAUUAUUCCUCCAAAUGGGAUCUUGUUUGCUCAAGUGAUUUUUUUUUGUACUAAAAUGGUAGCGAAAUGAACGCAAAAGGCGAAAUUAAAUUAAACAAUAACGAAAAUACAUAAAUUAAAGCUCAAUCGGAGUCGGAGUUAUCAGCGACGAGAGAGAAGCAUCUACAAUAUAUUUAUUAUAUGUAUGUACCUACUAUAAUAUAAUAUUAAAGUGUAAUACUUGUACGUGUCUAUUUAUAGAGCUAAUCCCAACAAAGGCGAAUAAAAAUCCAACUUUUAAUAAACACCAAAAACUGAAAACGAAAA
Molecule: messenger RNA, 2259 nt
Organism: Drosophila kikkawai
Lineage: Eukaryota; Metazoa; Arthropoda; Insecta; Diptera; Drosophilidae
Source: RefSeq, a predicted model, not a curated record